AUGGAUGAAUUGACCUUGGUAAAUAAGUGUAUUGAAGGCGACCCCUUAGCGCAGCGUAAGUUGUUUGAUAUGUAUGCCCCUAAGAUGCUGGGAGUCUGCUUACGUUACACCAAUAGUGUGGAGCAAGCAGAGGAUGUAUUGCAGGACGGUUUUGUAAAGGUAUUUACCAAGCUUUCAUUGUAUAAAGGAAAUGGUUCUUUAGAAGGUUGGGUGAGACGAAUUAUGGUGAAUACAUCACUGGAUCAUAUUCGAAAGAACGCAAAGUUUCAUCAGAAUGUUUCCGUGGAUGAUGUGAGCUAUAAAAUGGAAUCAGAUGCACAUAUAUUGUCUUCCUUGAUGGAAGAGGAUUUGUUGAAACUGGUGCGUGAAAUGCCGGAUGGAUAUCGAACAGUGUUUAACAUGUUUGCCAUCGAAGGAUAUUCACACAAGGAAAUCGCUAAGAAAUUGGACAUCACAGAAAAUACAUCCAAAUCACAGUAUUCCAGGGCAAAAGCAUAUUUAAGAACGAAAGUAGAAGCAUUGAACAUUGGAAGGUAA
Exaiptasia diaphana is the source of this 537-nucleotide messenger RNA. RefSeq names its product ECF RNA polymerase sigma factor SigM. NCBI's taxonomy places the organism in Eukaryota, Metazoa, Cnidaria, Anthozoa, Actiniaria, Aiptasiidae. Bases 1 to 537 code for a protein of 178 amino acids. The transcript has a single exon. Gene Ontology annotation, molecular function: sigma factor activity; DNA binding. The record is from RefSeq and is a predicted model, not a curated record. Gene Ontology annotation, biological process: regulation of DNA-templated transcription; DNA-templated transcription initiation.